UAGGCUGUUUUACUCUUAAUGAAGGAAGAUGGCUUAUGAAAGAGUUAGUCGAGUGCUCCUCAAACCCCGCAAUGUUGUCCUGUUGACCGGUGGUAUUCUAGCCAUAAAGAUCUUCCCUGAUGCCUUCCCGCAGCUUAUAUCCCGCCCACUUUAUCAGGGCUACCAUGGUGGAAGAGUGCGCAAGCUACAAGAUUUGCAAUUAGAAGAAUUUCAAGAGGUUUGUAGAAAUCUUGGUGUCGAUGCUGAAAGGUAUCACCUGUUUGUCACUGGACGAUGGGACAUCAAAGCUAAGGGCGUGUCAUGGAUGCCAAAUGGUGUUCAAUUUGGAAUUCCCGUUCAUUUUGUGGAAGAACCGAGUAUCGCAUCAAUACGUUUUAGCGACCCUAUAAAAACAAACCUUGACACAAAGGAAGGACAGUUGUUUCAGGAGUCAUUCAAUCUAAGUAAACCUGCCCGGCAAUUCGCCCUCGCUAGUGAAGUUGCACGUAUUGAAUCCGGACACACAAUCGCAAAAGCUUGUCUACUUCCAACCUUCAUUGCCGUGGGUUAUGUAACAACAUUCGCAGCUUUACCCAUGUUGAAUUUUUUACCACGUUUUGUUGCAUUACUUGGCAUUGGCUCUGUCUACAUGAUCAUUUAUAGAUUCUCACUUGGACAAAUAAAUGAAUCAAUUGACCUUCGUAUGGAUAGGAAAGUGGCUAAUUUAAGCCCCACCUAUGCAAAUGGAGGGUUGGAAUAUUACGAGAAAAGAAUUCAGAAAAACAUUGCUCUUAGGGUUCUACUUGAAUCUAAGGGAAAGAAAAUGUAUUCAUAUUAUGGAAAUGAACACCAAGGAAUAUUUUAUAGUGCCAGUGCGCCACUGACGUCGAGAAAAGAUGCAAUUAAGAAAAUUGUACAACAGAAUAACAAGAAUCGCAAUUAAAGAAAUUCGAAGUAUUUGAUUAAAUGCUUUAGCAAGAAUCUCAGACAGUUGGCUUUUGUGUACUCAGAUUUCGUUUCUGUAUCUAUUAAUACCUUAAAGCGUGUAAUUAAUAUUCAUGUGAUACGUCAUCU
Molecule: messenger RNA, 1053 nt
Organism: Anneissia japonica
Lineage: Eukaryota; Metazoa; Echinodermata; Crinoidea; Comatulida; Comatulidae
Product: transmembrane protein 177-like
Exons: 1
Coding region: 29-922 (297 amino acids)
Source: RefSeq, a predicted model, not a curated record